UACACAUUCGCGUAUUGUGUUUGAGCUUGUUGUCAGUCGACAGUUGGACUCGUCAAGUGAACUACAAAAACGUUAUAGGCGUUCAUAACGCAGAGUUACUGCCAAACGCUAUAAAUUAUAUAUUGAGUUGAUGUGAAAUUGUGUUUUGAGUCUAUAUUUUAAGUGUCCAAAACAAGCAUAGAUGAAAGUGUAGUGACCAGUUUCUAGUUUAUUACGUGUGUGCGUGUCGCUGUGCAACGUUCUAAGCUGUUUUUGUGAAUAGUAUAAGUGAAUUAUUUUGUAUAUAAGAUUAGAAAUAUGCCUUCAAACAAGAAACUAAUAGCUAAAGUGAAACAAUUAGCUCAGUGGAUUUUGGUUGUGCAUGUGGUUGAAUUCUUAGAGGCAUAUUGCACACCAAAAGACACAGCUCGUCGGUCGCCACCGCGCGGCAGGCGGUCGCGGGAGCCGCGCCGGUCACCAGACGCCACUCAAUGGCGACACGAGACCCGCCGGCAGCACGACUUCGAGUCUAGCCGGAGACCGUACGACUACGGCUCGGGCAGACACUACCGCGAGUAUAACGACGAUUCGGCCCGACGGCCGGCUUACGACGCGGAAUCGGCACGACGACGCGCUGACUACGAAUCGGCGCGACGAACCGAUUUUCACCUGUCCACGCCUGGUGCGAGGCGCAGCCCGGAGAGCGCGCCCGAGGGAUCUGUAGACUCCCCGCCGGAGCCUGCACCCUCCGCACCCCUCAGACAAGACAGGCAGUCGUGCCAUCGCUCACAGCCAUACUACGAAUCCGAAUCAUCUUCGGGUGAUCGAUCUACGACAACAGACGACGAAGAGGAAUUUGGAGAGUUCGAUCCAUUCGCGACCGCACCGUCCUUGCAUUCGCCCGACAGCGGCCGCUCGGAUCCGCGCUACGCAAACGCUCCCCGGAGGAAUCCCAGCCCAUACUACUACGGCGAUCUGUUCAAGACAGCGGCUCCACCACCGGCCCCUUCGGCGCCCACAACAGCAUCGUCUCGAGGUUCUCGAUACAGAAAGUCGGCCAGUCUAGACGCACCACACGUCGCUCCCCGCCCGACAUUACCCAAGCGUUUUUCGGUGGCUGAGGAUGGGUUCCGCGAACUAGAUCGCUCGUCUUCAUCGUCGGGUGAGGGCGCGUGGAUGCCGCCGCGGCGGCGCGGGCGCGACGCGGCCGGCUGCGCGUGCGCCGCGUCCGAACAUGUAGAGGAGCGGGCCUCACGCAGCGUGUUCUACGUACCGGCGCCGUUGCCGCGCUGGCCGCAAGAGAUGACCGCGCGACAGAUAUACGAAACGGCAUUCGACUGUAAAGUCGCGCGCUCCGACGAUGACCUCGACGACUUUGACCGCGUCAGCAAUCACCCGGCGCUGCUGCAGGCGGAGGAGCGCAAAGUUAUCUCCUCCGCCUCCUCCGCUUUCGAGGCGGUCGAGCGCGGCGAACCCGACUACAAGGGUCGGCGCAAGGUCACCAUGAAGACGGACAGCGUUCGUCGCUCUAAAAUACCGACCAUACGUCAAAAGAUAGAAAACGAGAAUAACGCGAGUGCCCUGUCCGAGGAACUGGAGAAGGUCCACAUCGAGGAGGAUGGUCGGAACACAUCCACUUCACAACUCCCCCUACGCGGAUAUACUCCAUCACCUCCGUCUACGGCACCACUGCCUACUAAAUUUCAACAAAAAGACGGAUCUGCGAUGAACAGUAUAAAAAGUGCCCCUAACUUGCCACAGUCGCAACCGGCGCAUCCACGACUGAAGGACCUGAGGCUGCCAGUGAAGUCGCUGCGCGGGCGCGAUACACCGCCCAGCAGUGACGUGAGCAUGGCCGACGUAAAGUGCUCGGGCUCCACGGAUCUCGACAUCGGACAACGGCUGAGAGACUCCAGCCGCGAGUCGCGGGAGGGCGACGAUGAGAGGGCGAAAUCAAAAGACGGUAUUUUUUUAGAGAUUAAGGGUCGACCCACUUCCGAUUCUGACAUGCCAAAGUCGAAUCGGUACACGGGGCCAAAGGGGGUCGGCCCUAUAAUGGAGUUCAAAGGAAGGCCGAGCGUAGCCCGUCCGAGGAGGAAGUACUCCAGCACUGAGAGCAUGGCCACCAGCAGCAGUGGCGGCAGCAUGGAGUCCUUGCGCAGCAGCAAUAGCGAGGGCGACCGCAGCACAACUAGCACCGAGAGCCGCCACUCCUCCUCGCUCAGCUCGCACAGCUCUGACUCGGGAAACGUCCCCUUCACCAAGUCGCUGCAUCACAUGCAGCUCUCGGGGUUUGGGCAUCACCCGACCAAGCUACACAUUCUAAGCCCUAUCUCGGAUAAAUCAUCGCAAGAGCCCGGAUCGGAGACUUCGGACAAUAACAAAAACAACAAUUCUCAGAAAGUGUCGCCCGAAGACUUGGAGACGGGCAAUGCGUCUGUUAUGACUACCGACAUCGCUCCGAAAAUUAAACGCCGUGCGUUACAGAAUAAGAAUUUAUUGAAUCUCUCCUUCCGACAUUCGGUUGCGGGAGAUACGGAGAUCCAGGGAUCUGACAGCGGGAUAUCGAUACAUUCGCGGGAAGGCGUUGAUUCCCGAAAUGCUUUUAUUAAUUUCAAGAACAGUAGUAGCGUGGAAGAGGAGAAAAAGAACGAUGACGUGGAUCUAUCGGACUUGCCGUUCGACAUGCCCAAGCUGCGGCGGCGGCGCGCCGAGGCCGAGGUCGACCUUAGGACGUUGCCCUUCGAUAUGCCGAAGCUGCGUCGCAAGCUGCGCGGACAGUCCCUGCAGCUUAACAAUGACUUCGGGGAAUCCAUUUCUAAUGCUUCAUCCAGUCAGAGCGUUCAGGAUUUAAAUCAAGGUAACAAGCACAGAGCAAAGUUGACUUUAAACUUCGAUGGUAGCGGUGAAUCUGGCGGCAAGGGGCUGCAUCUGAACCUGGGCCCUAUCGCCCCGCCGCGGGACCUUAUCGACGCGUCGCUACCACUCGACCGGCAAGGGUGGUACCAUGGUACUCUUACCCGCGUGGAAGCCGAAGGUUUGCUGAGAGACGCCAACGAAGGCGCCUUCCUCGUUAGGAACAGUGAAUCUGCAAAACACGAUUAUUCUCUGAGUUUAAAGUCGACUCGUGGGUUCAUGCAUAUGCGCAUCUGCCGGGGUGCGGAGGGCUACACGCUGGGCGGCGCGGCCACCGCCUUCCCCAGCGUGCCGGCCUUACUGCGUCACUACGUCGCCGCGCAACGCCUGCCUGUGCGCGGCGCCGAGCACAUGGCGCUCGCCACGCCGCUGCCAGCUGUCCUACUCUAAACCGACCCGCGGCGCUCAGCAACCCGAAAGGAACAAUUGCUAACUAACCCGGUAAUUUGGCAGCUCAUAGCAACCAUCAGCUUUGACAAACCAUCGCAUCGAAUCCAAGCGAUUCUAAUCCGUAUUACAAUAGUGAUUAAGUGUGAUAUGCAAUGGCAGUUUAUUACGUAUUUGUAUUUAUGUUUAGCUCUUAGAUAACCCAGUGAAUAUUACCAAAGAGUAUUUAGUGUAGGAAACAAUCGUGUACGGUGUACUUUAGUUGUGACGUUCCGAUUUAAUUCGUUUUUUUCUAGUCGCGAAUAGCAGCAAAAUAAAUGUAAUUCGAUGUUUUUAGCACGUGUAAUCAAUGUUUGCUUAUCGUCUUAUCGACGAUAACCGGUUAACUUAUCGUUAUGAAUCUUCUGAAUGGAUAAGAAAGUGUCCACUAUUCUGACAGUUACAAUGCUAUAUAACAGUGGGUUUCCAUUGCCGACAUCGGCCAUUGUUAGUGACAAGCUUGUAUUAUACAUAUUGGUACCACUAUCGUUUUAUUUGUAAAAUACAAAUGGUGAUUCAGAGUUAUGUUGGCAUAAUAAUUAACUAACUUUAAUGUCAUUAGUGGCCUAUCAUAAGUAAGUUUAUUUACUAUGCGUAUAUCAUUUAUUUAUUCUUUAUUAAGCUGAUGUGUUACACGGCGUAUU
Molecule: messenger RNA, 3965 nt
Organism: Papilio polytes (common Mormon)
Lineage: Eukaryota; Metazoa; Arthropoda; Insecta; Lepidoptera; Papilionidae
Gene: hwt
Exons: 6
Coding region: 298-3285 (995 amino acids)
Molecular function (GO): phosphotyrosine residue binding
Source: RefSeq, a predicted model, not a curated record